This is a messenger RNA of Schizophyllum commune H4-8, 398 nucleotides long. RefSeq lists its product as uncharacterized. The coding region runs from base 97 to 363 and encodes 88 amino acids. The record is from RefSeq and is a predicted model, not a curated record. NCBI's taxonomy places the organism in Eukaryota, Fungi, Basidiomycota, Agaricomycetes, Agaricales, Schizophyllaceae. The transcript has a single exon.
UGGACUGCAGGCGACCAGCUUCCGUACUCUAGAAGGUAAGCAAGGCAGUUCGAGCGCCGUCACCAUCGCCCUACUUAGUUCGUCGACUAAACAGGGAUGCGAGACACGCGCAGACCUCGUACACUCAACAAACACACCGGCAGUGAUCUCGAGCUAGCUAGGCCCAUACCGAGUCCAAGUCCAAUGGCGCCUGUCGAGAUGGACAUUCGUCCGUCCGCGGCGGUGUUAUACGUAUACAAUAGCUCGUGGCCUCAGGCAUCACGCGUAGCGUCCUCGAAGCCGUACUUCGUGACCUAUGUCCUGCACGCGAAGAUCCCGAUCAUCGUCCUCGCCUCCAUCUCGUUACAGCACGAUUAUACUUAGUACAAUAAUCUCAUCGAUAUCAUGACGAGAAAACC